Molecule: messenger RNA, 282 nt
Organism: Sphenostylis stenocarpa
Lineage: Eukaryota; Viridiplantae; Streptophyta; Magnoliopsida; Fabales; Fabaceae
Source: the annotation of a GenBank genome assembly
AUGCCAUCUGGAUUAUCUAGAAGAUGGAUGAGGAAUGCACACAAAUAUCAAAACCCAUUUUCUGCUCAAUCUACUAUUAACAUGAUCAAGCAUAACAUUCAGCUUACUGGGGGUGCUCCUAUUUUGGCUGCUAGUGGUGGCAUAUUUAAGGGAAGCACGGGUGAAUUCAUUGGUGACUUCUCUACUCCUAUGGGUACUAACUUUGCUUUUUACGCGAAGCUUGAAGCUGCUAUGCUGGCUAUUGAAUUAGCAUUGAUAGAAGCUGGACUCAUUUAUGGUUGA